AUGAAGAGAGUAAAUGCUGAUUCACAGGAGUUGCGAACUAGAAGCGAAUCCCAAACUGCCCAUGCCCACAACCGUUUUCCAAUCAUGGCAUUGAAUACACAAGAUGGAAUCGACUUAUCCUCUAUAGCAAUUUUCUAUGGUGUGAAAGAAGACUAUUUUUGGGAUUUAGACAUAGCUGGAGAAAAUACUGAAGAUUACAAGAUUCUAAUGGUGGAGAAGGAAGAAGAAGAAGAAGAAGAAGAAGAAGAAGAAGAAGAAAAAACAUCAACCAUUCUCAAAAUUAACUUAUUUGCUAGAUUAUACAGACAAACUUAUACUUCAAAAAUUGCCAAUGAAAGUAUUGCAAACGAAGUUGAUGUAAGUUUCUUGAAUGCCAAAAAUAGAUAG
Molecule: messenger RNA, 387 nt
Organism: Saccharomycopsis crataegensis
Lineage: Eukaryota; Fungi; Ascomycota; Saccharomycetes; Ascoideales; Saccharomycopsidaceae
Exons: 2
Coding region: 1-387 (128 amino acids)
Source: RefSeq, a predicted model, not a curated record